UCUCAAUAUUUCAACCGAUUUGUGAAUUACCCAUAGAGUUGGGGUUUAGUUGUUACUGGGGCAGUUGUUAAGCUAUGGACUCUGCAAUUCAGGCUUCAUCUUCUCCGGCUUCGUCUUCAGCAUUUCGUAGUCCAUGUCUCACCUCUGCGUCUCAGAACUGCAAGUUCCCAUUGCCAACUUCCAGAGUCGUGGGCUCUAAAAGACACCGCGCCUUCAGGCUUCAUAUGGAUGCUUGUCCUACAAAAUGUCAUGUUGUUUCUAGAUACUCUUUUGAAUUGCCUGAUUCACAAUCCAUAUUCUCUAAGAAAUCAAUCAACAAAUUUUUUCCGCCUCCGAGAGCAUUGGUUGCUUCAAACACUCAAAAUACUUCGGCUGCGCCUUUAAUUGGAGAAGACAAGGUUGGAGUGUUGUUGCUGAACCUUGGAGGUCCAGAGACUCUUGAUGAUGUGCAACCUUUCUUGUUUAACCUCUUUGCUGACCCGGAUAUAAUACGGUUGCCACGAUUGUUCCGUUUCCUCCAAAGACCAUUGGCACGCUUUAUUUCUGUUCUAAGAUCACCCAAAAGUAGAGAAGGCUAUGCCUCAAUUGGCGGUGGUUCUCCUUUGCGAAAGAUAACUGAUGCACAGGCUGAAGAGUUGAAGAAGGCUUUAUGGCAAAAAGAUGUUCCAGCUGAAGUGUAUGUCGGUAUGCGUUACUGGCAUCCAUUCACUGAAGAAGCAAUUGAACAGAUAAAAAAAGACGGGAUAUCGAAGCUUGUCGUUCUCCCUCUUUAUCCCCAAUUUUCAAUAUCCACUAGUGGUUCAAGCCUACGGCUCUUGGAGGGUAUCUUCAGGGAGGAUGAAUAUCUUGUUAACAUGCAACAUACGGUAAUACCUUCCUGGUACCAGCGUGAAGGGUAUAUAAAGGCCAUGGCAGAUUUGAUUGAGAAGGAAUUAAAAACUUUUGACUUUCCUGAGCAGGUAAUGGUAUUUUUUAGUGCACAUGGAGUCCCCCUUGCAUACGUUGAAGAGGCUGGUGACCCCUACAAAGCAGAGAUGGAGGAAUGCGUGGAUUUGAUCAUGGAAGAAUUAGAAAAGAGAAGGAUAACAAAUAGCUACACCCUUGCUUAUCAGAGUAGAGUUGGGCCUGUGGAGUGGUUAAAACCCUACACAGAUGAGACAAUAAUAGAGCUUGGGCAAAAAGGAGUUAAAAGCUUGUUAGCUGUACCCAUUAGCUUUGUAAGUGAGCACAUUGAAACUUUGGAAGAAAUUGACGUGGAAUAUAAAGAACUGGCAUUAAAAUCUGGGAUAGAAAAAUGGGGACGUGUUCCUGCAUUAGGAUGUGAGCCUACUUUCAUAACAGAUUUGGCUGAUGCCGUAAUUGAAAGUCUUCCGUAUGUGGGGGCGAUGGCUGUAUCAAAUCUUGAAGCUCGGCAGCCCCUGGUUCCACUUGGUAGCGUGGAAGAGUUAUUAGCAGCAUAUGAUUCUCAACGUAGGCAGCUACCGCCACCUGUAACUGUAUGGGAAUGGGGUUGGACGAAAAGUGCCGAAACCUGGAAUGGGAGAGCAGCAAUGCUGGCUGUGCUUGUCUUACUGGUCCUAGAAGUCACAACUGGAGAGGGGUUUCUUCAUCAGUGGGGAAUUUUCCCCUUAUUUCAUCAGUGAUCUCUCUCUCUUUCUUUCUUUCUCUCACUCACUCCAUUUAAUGAUAGAAUGUGUAUAUUUAUUUCGUGAGAUAUAUGUUACGCAACUAUUGGCAUCUUCCAUCUACAGAAAGUUUUAGAUGCUAGUAUAUUCCUGCUAACAGGGACUUAAAGCUGGUUUAGUCCUUUUCUUUAUCUUGGCAUUCUCAGUUUGGACUGGAAUUUUGAUAGUUCGUAGUAUAUGGUGGUAUACUACCCUGUGAGCAAUUUAUUGAAAAGUAUAUACCCUUGAAUGUAUGUACCCAGUGAAUUUGGUUGGGGUUAGAGAUAUUUCCCUUCCCCUGUUUGUCUAUCGUAUUAAUACAGAGUAUACAAUUUCAAGUAUA
Messenger RNA from Cucumis sativus (cucumber), 2007 nucleotides. RefSeq names its product ferrochelatase-2, chloroplastic-like (gene HEMH). NCBI's taxonomy places the organism in Eukaryota, Viridiplantae, Streptophyta, Magnoliopsida, Cucurbitales, Cucurbitaceae. Gene Ontology annotation, biological process: heme biosynthetic process. Gene Ontology annotation, molecular function: protoporphyrin ferrochelatase activity. The record is from RefSeq and is marked provisional.